Acytostelium subglobosum LB1 is the source of this 330-nucleotide messenger RNA. RefSeq lists its product as hypothetical. Lineage: Eukaryota; Evosea; Eumycetozoa; Acytosteliales; Acytosteliaceae. Gene Ontology annotation, cellular component: catalytic step 2 spliceosome; U1 snRNP; precatalytic spliceosome. The transcript is spliced from 3 exons. Bases 1 to 330 code for a protein of 109 amino acids. Gene Ontology annotation, biological process: RNA splicing; spliceosomal snRNP assembly. Gene Ontology annotation, molecular function: RNA binding. The record is from RefSeq and is a predicted model, not a curated record.
AUGAGUACCGAUACUCCAACAACAGAGGAGAGAGACGAGCAGAAGGAGUUUGAGACAGGUCCAUUAUCAAUCUUGAUGGAAAGUGUAAACAAGAACACUCAGAUACUUAUCAAUGUUAGAAACAACAAGAAGCUGCUGGGUCGAGUCAGAGCAUUCGAUCGUCAUUGUAACAUGGUUUUAGAGAAUGUCAGGGAGAUGUGGACAGAGAUACCAAAGACAGGAAAGGGAAAGAAGAAGGCAAAGCCUGUCAACAAAGAUAGAUUCAUCAGUAAGAUGUUCCUCAGAGGUGACUCUGUCAUCCUAGUGCUGAAGAAUCCACAUGGAACAUAA